AUUAAAAAAUAAAGGGAGGACCACACACAAAUUCCCACUCCUCCAUGAAGGAACAGGGAAUUUCCGUUCUGUGAGGCAAUCAGCCUUCCAAAGCUGACCAAAUAUCACUAUUUAAACCCUCCUCCUUCGUCUCUCUUCAUCUUCAUCUUCAUCCACCUCCAUUGAUCUUCUCUUUCUCUGAUCUCGAUCCGCCAUGGUUUUGUCCAAGACUGUUUCUCAGUCGGAUGUCUCCGUCCACUCUACCUUCGCUUCUCGAUAUGUGCGAACCUCUCUCCCGAGAUUCAAAAUGCCGGAGAAUUCGAUCCCUAAGGAGGCUGCGUUUCAGAUCAUUAAUGAUGAGCUCAUGCUCGAUGGAAACCCUAGGCUGAAUUUGGCAUCCUUCGUCACCACUUGGAUGGAGCCUGAGUGCGAUAAACUCAUCAUGGCCGCUAUUAACAAGAAUUACGUUGAUAUGGAUGAAUAUCCCGUCACUACAGAGCUUCAGAACCGAUGUGUGAACAUGAUAGCUCACUUGUUCAAUGCCCCAUUGGGGGAAUCUGAGACGGCGGUGGGAGUUGGAACUGUGGGAUCGUCGGAGGCCAUAAUGUUGGCUGGUUUGGCUUUCAAGAGAAAGUGGCAGAACAAAAUGAAGGCUGCAGGCAAGCCCUAUGACAACCCCAACAUCGUCACUGGAGCCAAUGUCCAGGUAUGCUGGGAGAAAUUUGCGAGGUACUUUGAGGUAGAACUGAAGGAAGUGAAAUUGAGCGAAGGUUACUACGUGAUGGAUCCACAGAAAGCUGUGGAGUUGGUUGAUGAGAACACCAUCUGUGUUGCAGCCAUUUUGGGUUCCACACUCAAUGGAGAAUUCGAAGAUGUAAAGCUCUUAAAUGAUCUCUUAAUCGAGAAGAACAAGGAAACUGGAUGGGAUACCCCUAUUCAUGUUGAUGCUGCGAGUGGAGGGUUUAUUGCCCCAUUCAUUUACCCUGAUCUAGAAUGGGAUUUUAGGCUGCCCCUUGUUAAGAGUAUUAAUGUGAGUGGCCAUAAGUAUGGGCUUGUUUAUGCUGGAAUUGGUUGGGCUAUCUGGAGGAACAAGGAAGACUUGCCUGAAGAACUCAUCUUCCAUAUCAACUAUCUUGGAGCUGACCAACCCACUUUCACCCUUAAUUUCUCCAAAGGAUCUAGCCAAGUUAUUGCUCAGUAUUACCAAAUGAUCCGGUUGGGUUAUGAGGGAUACCAAAACGUGAUGGAAAACUGCAGAGAAAACAUGUUGGUUCUAAAGGAAGGACUCGAAAAAACGGGUCGUUUCAACAUCGUGUCGAAGGACAAUGGAGUCCCACUUGUGGCCUUCUCCUUGAAAGAUAGCACUCGUCAUACAGAGUUUGAGGUCUCAGAAAUGCUGAGGAGAUUCGGGUGGAUUGUGCCUGCCUACACCAUGCCUCCAGAUGCACAACACAUAACAGUCCUAAGAGUUGUGAUCCGAGAGGACUUUUCUCGAACACUUGCUGAGCGUCUGGUGUCAGAUAUUGAGAAAACGAUGCACGAGCUCGACAUCCUCCCAUCGAAGGCCGACAUCAUGAACACGGUGGCGAAGAAGAGCGAACUCGAGACACAGAGGGAGAUCACAACUGUUUGGAGGAAGUUUGUGAUGAACAAGAAGAAGACAAAUGGAGUUUGUUAAGAGUUGAAAGCAAGGGAUUAUGUCUAUGUGUGAAGUGAGAGCGGAUGAGCUUUGUAUUUGUGGAAUGAAAAUGUUUGUUUAGUGUUCUUGUUGUUAAAGAUGUUGCUUCUAUUAAGCAUACCUCCACUUUUGAAUUCGAGUGCAAACUUAUCAUCCUUUUCCUUAAA
This is a messenger RNA of Cucurbita maxima (winter squash), 1824 nucleotides long. RefSeq names its product glutamate decarboxylase 1. The record is from RefSeq and is a predicted model, not a curated record. Lineage: Eukaryota; Viridiplantae; Streptophyta; Magnoliopsida; Cucurbitales; Cucurbitaceae. Gene Ontology annotation, molecular function: glutamate decarboxylase activity; pyridoxal phosphate binding. Bases 194 to 1657 code for a protein of 487 amino acids. The transcript has 7 exons. Gene Ontology annotation, cellular component: cytosol. Gene Ontology annotation, biological process: L-glutamate catabolic process.